Messenger RNA from Oncorhynchus nerka (sockeye salmon), 942 nucleotides. RefSeq names its product coiled-coil domain-containing protein 42-like. Bases 1 to 942 code for a protein of 313 amino acids. The transcript is spliced from 7 exons. The record is from RefSeq and is a predicted model, not a curated record. NCBI's taxonomy places the organism in Eukaryota, Metazoa, Chordata, Actinopteri, Salmoniformes, Salmonidae.
AUGGACAAUAAAAAGGCAGCAGAGGAUCUGACUGAUUACUUUAAAACAUUCUUUGGGAACAAUCUUCAAAAAGAGCUACUGAAAGCUCCCCCAUCCACUGAUGAUGUCUUGGCUCCCACCACUCACCUCAUCAGGAAGAGAAGAGAGGAGCUGGACAUACACAAGGCCAUGGAGGCCCUUCAAGAGCACUUUACCAUGACCCUGAUGGCCCAGCGUGUCAGAGAUAAAGAGCUGAAGGAGAGGGAGGUUAACUUAAAGGAAUACCUCAGUAACUUCAACACAUUUCUCCAGGAGAAUAAAUGGAAAAACGGCCGUGCGUUGAAGACAGCAGUGAAGGAGAGAGAGCUAGCUCGUCAGAAAGCAGCGAACCUACUCUCCCUGAGACAGGAGCUUAAGGCUUUCACUAAAGAGAGAGAAAAGAUUGCUGCUCAUGUAGAGAAACAUGAAAUCUACCCCCGCUUUCUAGAUAAAGUGGUCAAAGCCAGCAAGCAGUUCCAGGAGGCGUGGCAGGUGAUGUCCAGGGUGGACAGUCUGGUCCAGACCAGGGAAGAACUACUGACCAGCAUCAAGCAGAACCAGGAGUGUUGUGAGACGGCCCGGACCCAGCUGACCCAGUACCUGGAGCAGAACGACGACCGCCUGCUGCACUACAACAACAGGCUGGCCAAGCUACAGAGGAUUCUGGACAGAGUACGCAGUGAGACCAUGCUAUGGGAGUCCCGGUGGGCUCACAUCCAGAAUUUGGCAACUACGAAGGCCAUGCUCCUGGGCACCAUCAAGUUGGCCACCGCCAACCUGUACCAGACUACCAGCAAGAAGGCCCAGGAUGGGUGGGGCGAGGUCGCUCUGAAGGACACUCUCAAACAGCUGGAUAAGGGCGAUCACAGGAACGCAAUGCGGGUCGAUGAGGAGCCGAUGCAGCUGACAAAGUUGCGUCGUUAG